AUGCCAAAAAUAGAAGCUAUAAUAGCACCUUCAGUACUUGCUUCUAAUAUUAGCAAGCUUGCUGAAGAAACUAAAAGAAUGGAAGAUUUGGGAGCAGAAUGGAUACAUUUAGAUGUUAUGGAUAUGCACUUUGUUCCGAAUUUGUCAUUUGGCCCUCCUGUUAUUAAUAAUUUAAAAAAAUUUACAAAUAAUAUAUUUUUUGAUAUACAUUUAAUGGUAGAAAAUCCAGAAAAAUAUGUUAGUUUAUUGAAAACUUCUAAUCAAUUAACAUUUCAUUUUGAAGCCUUAAAUGAAGAUAUUGAAAAGUGUAUAGAACUAGCGAAAAUAAUUAAAAGCAAUAAUAUGUGGUGCGGAAUUUCUCUUAAACCAAAAACAAGUGUAGAAAAACUCGUUCCAAUAAUAGAUACUAAUUUAAUAGAUACUGUUUUAGUUAUGACAGUAGAACCUGGAUUUGGGGGUCAGUCGUUUAUGCAUGAUAUGAUGAGUAAAGUUUCUUUUCUUAGAAAAAAAUAUAAAAAUUUAAAUAUUCAAGUUGAUGGGGGAUUAAAUAUAGAGACUACUGAAAUAUCUGCAUCUCAUGGGGCCAAUAUUAUUGUUGCUGGUACUAGCAUUUUUAAUGCGGAAGACCCCAAAUUUGUUAUUAAUACUAUGAGAAAAUCAAUACAAAAAUAUUUACAAAAUUAG
This is a messenger RNA of Plasmodium berghei ANKA, 684 nucleotides long. Its product is annotated as ribulose-phosphate 3-epimerase, putative. The coding region runs from base 1 to 684 and encodes 227 amino acids. Gene Ontology annotation, cellular component: cytosol. The transcript has a single exon. Lineage: Eukaryota; Apicomplexa; Aconoidasida; Haemosporida; Plasmodiidae. The record is from RefSeq and is a predicted model, not a curated record. Gene Ontology annotation, biological process: pentose-phosphate shunt, non-oxidative branch; carbohydrate metabolic process; pentose-phosphate shunt. Gene Ontology annotation, molecular function: metal ion binding; D-ribulose-phosphate 3-epimerase activity.